AUGAAAAAUGUACCAGUGAAGAAAGUAUUGAAGACUUUACUUGAUGGCGUAGACGGAAGUGAGAAACCGUUAAAUUAUAAUGCUCGAACGAAAUUGCUUGCAGUUGGAAUCUAUUUAUUGUAUGCCGAAGGACGACAUUUGAAUGAUUUACUUCCAAUUCUUUUGGGAAUUUAUCGAAGUUUGCCGCGAUUAAAGUGGAUUGAUGAUGGUAUCUCGAAUCGACAAGAUAAAGUACCAAUACAGGAGCAGUUCGCAAUGUGUUUCAAUACUGUUCUUAGUGAGCUUGCUUCAAAUUAUCCAGAUGUACGUGAUAUUAUUAUCUCUGCACAAAUAGAAGUUUUUACUGUCACUUCUGAUAUUAUUGUAGAUAUCUGUGAUCAGGUGCAACCACAAUUCCAAACAAAAUGCUACUUGAUGCGGAUUAUUUGCUUUAUGAUUGGAUUACUUCGCUCAUUUGGACGAUAUAGCGGUGAUAAGGAUCACCCAUUGAUUUCGGCUAUUUAUCCUGUUCCAUUCAUAAUCACCAAAAUAGAUGCACAGAGUAAUCAGACAACUGCAUGUAUUGGAGAGGGGACUCUUCGAUUAACAACUGAUUCCGAAAAUUUCCUGUGGAGUGAUGCUGCCAAUACAGAAAAGCAAGAUCAAAAGGAACGUUUGCAGAAAAUGUUCUCCAAACAUGCUAGUAGCUUUGUAUUGCCUACGGUUUUCAACGGCAAUAUUCCAUUCAAAUUCACAAUUGCCGAACUGAAUUCAUUCUCCGAUAUUAUGGAACGGUUGUUGAGAAGACCACUACUGGAUAUCAUGGAUGCUUAUGCUACCGAUAUAUACAUAGCUGGACAGAUCAAACGUUUUCCAUAUAAAACAUUAUCGGAAUGUCUUUCACUGGUUUUCGUUACGGCUUAUAGAGAUGCUUAUGCACCAUAUGAUACGUUGAAGCUGGAAAAAUCACUGGCUCAAAAACUUUCUCGAGAGGUGAAAGCAUUUGCUAUAGAACUGUAUUCGAAGGGCGAAGAUUUUUUGAAUGCGCAGAAAUUAAACGAUGAUGAACGGACAUUACGUUGUCCACUGUUGAUUAAUCGAAUUAAAAUGAGCGUUCUUUGCAGCUCAGUUUGCCUAGAACUCAUGGUUUGGGCUACAUGCGAUGAAAUCGAUGCAGAGUCACUUCAUGCUACAAUAGCUGAUCGACUUUGGCAUGUUCAUGGUCAUCGUCAUGCAUCAGCUAAAAUAUCUCUAACAAUGAUGGCUUUGGAAGCACUUGGCUCACUUGCUGUUAAAUUUCCAACAAUUGCUGCAACACUGACAGUUAAUAGUGUUAGUCAGUUCUUGGUUGAACCUUCGCCUGUUUUCUCAAAAUUGGCUGUAGAUCUCGGUGUUAUGGAAAAGCGUGUUUUCAGUGAGGGAGAUCGAAAAGAUGGUGAAAUGGUGAAAAAGAAGCUAACUUUUGAAAAUUUAAGGAAAGUUGCAAUAAACUCUCUUUGCAGAGCACUAAGAUCGGCUAUGAUAGUCGACAAUUCAUCUGUACAAGCCUGUCUAACAAAUAUCUCCUCCAAACUAUUCCUGAUUGCGAACAAAGACUCAAAUUAUGGUUCUGCUCUCGCUUUGGAAAAUGCAAUGCACAUUGUUGGUGGUAUUGGUGCCGCGCUGGUUGAUGUGGAAAAUAUCCCGCAACUUGCUUUCAGUGUUUUUCAACAGGCUUUUACUGAAACAUCCACGAAUCAUGAUGUUAUUAUAGCGGAAUUGGCUAACAUGUGGAUAGCUGGCGCGCGUGAUAUACAUGAUCUGAUUUGGUUGCUAUUCACAAAAAUAACGAUUGAGUCGAGUAGUCGUGCUUAUGAUGCUGAUACUGCUGAUGGUGUGGAACAUCGUUAUGCAUAUCUGUCCUUGGCAGUUGACAAUGCAAUGGCUAAGAUGGCAGAGAGUGUGAAUAACGAUGAAGACAAAAUGACACUAUUGUAUCGCCUUUUGGAACUUUUUGUUCAACUGGGACAUGAAGGAAGAAAGGCUGGUGAAAAAUUGGCGAGGGUCAUGAAGCUUUCAACUGGUGCUGGAAACUUAGGUGUUUUAAUUCCGAAGAUUGCUUCGUUGUUGCGCAGAUCUGUGACAAUAAAGAACCCAUCAGUUCGGCUGCGGAAUUUGUUUCGCGACUUUUGGUUUUGCUGUACAGUGCUCGGAUUUAAUGUCGCCCGGAUAGGUCUUUGGCCAGAAGAGUGGUUUGAAGCUGCUUGCGAGAUUGCUUGUAAAUCGCCCAUACUCACACCUCAAGAGAGUUUGCGUGCUGAGCUCGUUGCAAAUGCUACGAUCAAAAGCGGCAAUGUGUUAUCAGCAGAACUGCAGGAAAUCAGAGUAACUAUUUUGUCUGAAAUUUCUCCUUCUCCCGAGGUAACAGCAGUUGUUAAUAAAUUGGAAUUUACCCACUGUAUUUAUCUUUUAUCAGUAUUCCGCAUGGAACUCAUGCGUGCUUUGCAUUCUGUUGAACCGGGAGCAGUCCAUUCAAUAUUUCAAUAUCUCGAAGACAAAUCUAUAAGAAAAGACAAGGAUGGGAUCUGGACAUGCCUUCUUGCAGCAGCGAGAACCAUCUUCAGUAAAUAUUUGAAAGUGAGGAAAUGUGCAGAUACUUGCCUUACCAAUUUGAUCGGAAGCUUUCCGCAUUUGCUUUGGAAUGGCAACGUUAUUAAUGUUGCACUGCAAAUACUGGAAGCACUUUCAAAUAAUCUUGAAAAUGACACCGAUUGCAAAAUAAUGACUUUAUCUUUUCCGUCUCUGCAGCGGACUAUACAACUUCAGGAUACCUUGGAUCGAAGGAAAUUAGUGGUGCAAGAUUUCGCUUUGCGUUGUGAACAAAUUCUUCAGGAAGCAAUCAAAUGGGCACCAGGCAGCACUCGAAGCUGCUUCGUUAAAUAUAUUGCAAGCAUUAAUGUUGGUUGUUCCGGCAGUUUUCGUUUGACGGUGGAAGCUAUACUGAAAAGUUUAAACGACGCGUCUGGCUGUACAAAUGAUACCAGUCCAUCGCUUUAUCUUUCUGCUCUACAUUUAAGGUCUUUGUAUUUUGGCAAGGUGAAAGGCAUGAUAGAAGCAUCUAAAAGUGAAGAAGAGACCAAACCACAUGAACGACUUGCUGAUUUAUUUGAGCAACAACUAGAAAGAGCUUGUGCAGAUGGAGCAGAUGGAUGUGAUGAAGAUAUAUCCGAAGGCAUAUUGAGAUUAGCAGCUCUUUUCAUUUUAACGAAAGAAGUUUCUAAUCAAAAACUGGAUAGCCGUCUAUUACAUACUCUUGUUUUUGCACCACUCAAAAAUUUUACUGCUUCAACAAUGCGUCUUUGUGUAAUCGUAUGGAACUGGAUUCUUGUUGCCCGAGAAGAUAUCCAGCUUCAAUUUCUUCGAGAAAUGGCAGCAUGCUGGACAAUUACAGCACAAGAUCAUCUAGGUAUCUUCCAGCGUGACCCAGAAGUUGUUUCUCCUUUGAGUCUGCAAUAUUGCUCACCUCCAAAACGACCUCAUGUUCUUCCACACAGUAUAUGGAUUUAUUUUUUGGUGGAAAGAGUGGAUAUUGCCAAAUAUUCAAGCAGAGAACAACUGGACAUUCUGGAAUUGAUGUUUGUUCAAACACUUCCAUUGAAUGUGGGUCGCCUAAGAAUAGAUGUUAAUUCACCGUUAUACAUUUCUUCUGAUUCAAGUCUUUGCAAAGUCGAUUUAACGCAUGUUACAAUGACAAGAAAUGUUGAGACGAUUGGGUUACGAUGUCAUUUUCUUAACUGCGUACUUUCUAUGAUACAGCGUGACUCGAUGUCAUUCCAUAUUUCCAAAAAUAUCUUACGACAACGUGUAUAUUGUGCUAUGUUGGAUUACUUUUCUGUUGCUGCUCAAACCCCAACACAGAACUCAGCACAAUUGAAGAAUGAUAUACGCUUGCUGAUUACAUUUUGGAACACGCUUUUCUCUGAUGUGAAAUAUAUCAAGAAAGAAAUAUUUGCCAGUAUUGACACCGAAUGCAACUUGGAGUCUCUUCAGCAAAUUUUAAACGAUAACUAUAAGUCUGACUCGGAAUACAAUCGCGCUGAUAUGCAAACUCGUCAUGCAAUGACAACCAGUGGUUGCAAUUGGGUAACACUUGUAGCUGCACAAGGUAGAGCUAGUUCAUUGCAGAAGAAUACGCAACUCACUGUUGAUCCUAGUCGAUCCAAUCCAAAUAAACAUGCAGAACAGCAGAUGAAACUGUACAAUCGCUAUCGGAAUUUGAUUUUGAUAUUUGUUGCGAAUGAAAUCGAACGCUUAAGCGCAUGGUUAAAUCCGCUAGGUGAAGCUCUUGGUUUGGAAGAUGCAAGUAUUGAACAAUGGCGAAAAUCAACAUUCCCUGAUGCGAGAACAGAGGCUAAACUUCUCCGGGAAAACGCCAGAAUUGCUUGGCAGAUUUGCCCCGAUUUGGCUGUAUAUAUGCCAUCAAGAUUUCGUUCGUGCUCUGCUUGCCAGAUGGCCGUACAAGAGUUGCUCGUAAACUCUCCGGAAUUGGUGACGGAUUUACCGGAAGCUCUUUCUUUAAUGCUGGGAGAAGGAAGGAUUCUUGAAGAAAAAGUGGAGGAUUUGAAAACCUUAAGUCACAUUUUAACAUGGGCGAUCUGUGAUCCAGUGAUGGCUUUAUCGUUGCUCGGUCCACGCCAGUACCCAACACAUCCCAUUACAGUGCAAUAUGCUGUACGUGUGCUGAGAUCGUAUCCACCAGAUGUGCUUCUGCUCUAUAUUCCACAGCUUGUGCAAGCUUUACGACAUGAUACUAUGGGUUAUGUUGCUGAGCUAAUUAUGUGGUUGGCUGGUCAUUCGCAACUUUUGGCUCAUCAAUUACUAUGGAAUAUGAAGGCAAAUAUGUACAGGGACGAAGAUUCAAGAGAAAAGGAUCCAGAUUUGCAUGGACCUUUAAGCGAAUUGAUCAACAAAAUAAUAUCAAAUAUGGAAGGUCCUGCACGAAAAUUUUACGAUAGCGAAUUCGAUUUAUUCAAACGCAUCACUGAUAUAUCAGGAAAAAUAAGGCUGUUUCCAAAAGGCGAAGCUAGAAAAAAAGCUUGCUUAACUGCCCUCGCUGAGAUACAUCUAAAAACCGUGGCUUAUCUGCCAUCCAAUCCAGAAGCCAUAAUUCUUGAUAUAGACUAUAAAAGUGGGACUCCGAUGCAAAGUGCUGCUAAGGCGCCAUUUCUCGCUCGAUUCAAGGUUCUUCGUUGUGGUAUUCAAAAAUUAGAACAAUUAGGAAUCGCCGCACAUCAGCGGAAACACAUUCCUGAAGCAGAUAUUCGAUUUCUUUCAAGAUCGGAAGAUAGUCUUGUUUGUUGGCAAGCAGCUAUCUUUAAAGUUGGUGACGAUGUACGUCAAGAUAUGUUGGCGCUACAACUGAUGAACCUGAUGCGUAACAUUUUCAAUUCUGUGAAUUUGGACAUUUGCUUAUUUCCAUACAGAGUGGUAGCUACUGGGCCUGGCUGUGGAGUAAUUGAGUGUGUUCCAAAUUCGAAAUCAAGAGAUCAGUUAGGACGACAGACUGAUUUUGGAUUGUAUGAAUACUUUCUGACGACAUAUGGUGAUGAAAAUACUGAAACAUUGCAACGUGCAAGGCGGAAUUUCAUUCGAAGCAUGGCAGCAUAUAGUGUAUUUAGUUUCUUGCUGCAGAUUAAAGAUCGACAUAAUGGAAAUAUUAUGAUUGAUACCGAUGGUCAUAUAGUUCAUAUUGAUUUCGGUUUUAUGUUUGAGAGCAGUCCUGGAGGAAAUCUUGGAUUUGAACCAGACUUUAAACUUUCGCAAGAAAUGGUAGCAAUUAUGGGUGGCAAAAUGGAAGCACCAAGCUUUCGACUAUUUGCUUCACUUUGUGUCCAGGCAUAUCUGGCUGUUCGACCGUAUUAUAAAGCUUUUAUUGCUUUAGUGUCACUGAUGUUGGACACACAUCUUCCCUGUUUCCGUGGUAAAACAAUACAGCAGUUUCGAGAUCGUUUUGCGCCACAACUAUCCGAUCGUGAUGCAGCGAAGUAUAUGAUGAGUAUAAUACGCAACUGUUUCCUGAACGUAAGAAGCAAAAUGUAUGAUCAAUUGCAAUACAUACAGAAUGAGAUACCGUAUUAA
This is a messenger RNA of Brugia malayi, 6096 nucleotides long. RefSeq lists its product as uncharacterized. The transcript is spliced from 42 exons. The coding region runs from base 1 to 6096 and encodes 2031 amino acids. The record is from RefSeq and is a predicted model, not a curated record. Gene Ontology annotation, cellular component: cytoplasm; plasma membrane. Gene Ontology annotation, molecular function: 1-phosphatidylinositol 4-kinase activity. Gene Ontology annotation, biological process: phosphatidylinositol phosphate biosynthetic process; phosphatidylinositol-mediated signaling. NCBI's taxonomy places the organism in Eukaryota, Metazoa, Nematoda, Chromadorea, Rhabditida, Onchocercidae.